Molecule: messenger RNA, 1290 nt
Organism: Lodderomyces jiufengensis
Lineage: Eukaryota; Fungi; Ascomycota; Pichiomycetes; Serinales; Debaryomycetaceae
Exons: 1
Coding region: 1-1290 (429 amino acids)
Cellular component (GO): mitochondrion
Source: RefSeq, a predicted model, not a curated record
AUGAUAAUACGAAGUCGUCCCUGUCUCUCGUGUAUAAUAAAAUUAAGAAACGUCAGAUCUAUACUCGAUCACAUAAGAUAUCAACAUAACAAAGCUGAAAUCAAAUUACCUGACUUUAAUGGUUUAGAUGAGUUUAAUCAUUCCAACACUACUACCACUAACCUAAAUACAACGACAAAUGAUGCCAGUGUACUGAAAAAUCACGAGGAUUUAAACAAGUCGAACCAAGCACAACCCCAAAAAGAGACACAUAUUCCAAACGAAGCACACAAGGAGGACGGAUUAUUACAAAACUUAAAAGAUGAUGGUUUUACAACCAACAAUAACAAAAUGGAUUUUCAGAAAUUAAGUCAGUUCAUAAAAGAAGCAUACGAGAAAAGACCAACUAAAGAAACCAAAGAUUCCAAUUUCCAGCAAGAUGAAUUGGAUAUUAAUUUAAUGUUAUCAAAUUAUAAAAAGGACUCAACAACUGGAUUUUUUAAAGAAAUUACUCCAAGUUUUAAUAACAGAAUUACUGUCCACUCGAUAGAUUCAGAAUUAAGGGAGAAAUUAUAUAACAAAUGUGAGUCAGCAUUAAUCCCUACAUUGGAGAAGAUCAACGAACUAAAGUCAAGUUUUGAAAUUUACGAAUUUUACUCAAACUUGUUGAACAACUUAAUCAAAGAAAUUGAAGCAAGUUCUAAAAAUAAUGAAGGAAAUUUAAACAACAAUUUUUAUUUGAGAAAUUUGUUUUUGGAGAACAAUAUAACCGAAUGGAAUAAUCAACAUGAUGAAGUCAUUGAAAAAAUUAAGUUAAAAUCAAUUGCAAAUCCUCUAGAGCCUGAACUAAAUAUCAUAUCAUUACCUAUCAUAACCAAUCAUAUUUUCCAAAAAUUAGGCUUCAAAUUAUACAAUUCUCAAUUAAUAUCAACAUUUUUCAAUUUUAUCAAAAAUGAUUUUCAUUUAUAUACGUUAUGUUUCAACCAAGAAUCAUUCAAUUUAAUCCUCAAAAUUAAUUGGAUAUACUAUGGUAACAUCGACUUGUUGAAUAUUGAAAAAAUCUUCAAUGAAAUGAAAUUUUUGGGUUAUAAUGGAGAUUUCAAAACUUAUCAGAUCUUAAAAAUUAUAAUUGACGAAUAUAAUUUAUUGUGUAAUGGGUACUCCUUUUUCAAUAAAUUUGGAUCUAAAAUCUUGACAAAGGAAGAUAAUUUAAGAGUCAAUUAUUUAACUAAAGAAUUUUAUAAAUUAAGAAAGAGACUUAAUGAUGAAUUGGCUAAAAAGGAUGAGGACUUAUUAGAGAGUUUGAUGUAA